Messenger RNA from Carassius auratus (goldfish), 2016 nucleotides. RefSeq names its product zinc finger matrin-type protein 1-like. NCBI's taxonomy places the organism in Eukaryota, Metazoa, Chordata, Actinopteri, Cypriniformes, Cyprinidae. The transcript has 7 exons. Bases 99 to 1850 code for a protein of 583 amino acids. The record is from RefSeq and is a predicted model, not a curated record. Gene Ontology annotation, molecular function: zinc ion binding; nucleic acid binding.
AUCAACCUCCCUUGAAUAUUUUAACCAUUGCCAUGUUGAGCUCUUUGGCAUUUUUAGCUUAAUCAGCUACAGUUUUGAUUUAUUUCCAGGUAUAAAAAAUGUCCGAACUUCAAGCUAGUGUAUCGUGUUCUCCGCAGUGUGCGGAAACAGACAAAAUCAAAAAUACAGACGAUAUCAAUCCAGAAACAGUACAAAACACUAACACCAAUAUUUCUCAGGUUGAAGAAGGGUCUCAGAGCGACAGUGAUCUUCUCAAAGGCCUGUUGACAGAUAACUUCUGUCACAUCUGUGAAGCAACCCUGCUUUAUGAGUCCCAGAGAGUUUCUCAUUAUGAGGGGAAAAAACAUGCACAAAGAGUCAGAAUGUACCUGCAGAACAAGAAAGCUAAAAUAAAUAAGCCAAGUCCAGAUUGUGGAGGCGUUUUGAGAGAUCUGUGUGCACAGAAGUUCUGCGAGCUGUGCAACAUGGUAUUCAGCUCUCCAACUGUGGCAAAGUCACACUAUGAGGGCAAAGUUCAUGCCAAGAACAUGAGAAAAACAAUUCCUCCUCCACCUGAAGAAUCCACAACUCCUGGUGUCCUCCCAUCAGAGGGUGCUGUGCAGAAUCAGAUCAGUCUGGAGCAGUACACUUCUGGCUCGGGCGAUCAAGAGGUUGAUCAUAGUGACCCCAACAAGUAUUGUACGCUGUGCAGCGCUUCCUUUAACAACCCUAUGGUCGCACAGCAGCACUACAUCGGCCGGAAGCAUCAGCGGAACCAGACCCGGCAAGAGAUGCUGGACCAGAUGGGGGAACAGUCAGAACAUGCGAGCUCCCUGACUUGCCCGAUUUGCUGUCUGACGCUCAGCUCAAUAGAGAUGUACCAAGCACACAUGCAGGGAAACAAACACAUUGUCAAGGAGAAGAAAGUCAUGGAACUGUGCAAAUCUCAGAAGAAAGUGUACGACUCCUUCCAGGAUGAGCUGGCUGACUACAUUCAGGUGCAGAAGGCCCGGGGACUAGAUCCCAAAGCAGGACCGGGCACCAUGGGACAAGCAAACAAGGAUCUGGAUGAGAGUGUGAAAGAAGGUCCACAGAACGCAGAAGAGAUGCCUCAUCCUGGCAAGCUGGUACCAUGUUUCCCACCCCCUGGUUUCCCUCAACCUCACUGGCACCCACACUUCCAGUCUCAGGUCAAUCAAUUUGGCUUUGGCGUGAGAGGCGCUGUCCCACACUAUCGGCCGGGGUAUAUGCCCCAUAUCCGUCCUCCUUUCACACCUGGUCACCUGUGUAAAAGAGGAAAGAGCCCUGAAUCAUUUAGCCCCUCCUCUUUUUCAGACUCCUCCUCCUACACUAGCAGCAGUAGUGACAGCAGCAGCAGUUACGACAGCAAAGAGAGGAAGAGAAAGAAGAGGAAGAUGAAAAUGCAAAGGAAGAGCAGAAGAGACCAGGAGGAAGAGUCGGAUACAGAACCAAGUGAAAGGAAAAAGAGGCAGAAAGGAGACAGGAGAGGAAGUGCAGAAAGAGAAGAUGAAAGAAAGAAAUGGAAGGAGAGAAGAAAAAGAGAGAGGAGCUCAAGUGAAGACGAGGAAAGCAGAAGUAAAAGAAGGGCAAGCAAGAAAAGUAGGAGGCACGGGGAUGGACAGCAUGCAAAGAGACGAAAAGUAGAGGAACUGUUGGUCAAACAAGAGAUUGAAGUGCACGAGGAACCACAGGGAAAGAUGGAGGAGCACCUAGAGGUCAGGACAGAAACAAAAGAUGGCAAACACAAACACAAAAAAGAAAGGAAAAAAGGAAAAGAGAAGACGACUCAAGAAGACAACAGGACAGAGGAGGAAAGGCUCUGGGAUGAGACGAUUCUUGGUGUUUCUUAGACUUUGUGUGUUUUUUUUUUUUUCUCUAAUGAUGGUAUUGUUCUUAUUAAACAGCAUGGGACCUCAGAAAAGCGUUUUUCUGAAAUCCUCUAGGCUCCUCUCACUAUUUAUGCAUUCUGAAGAACUAUGAAGGCCUAAAUUCCUUAUUAAAGAUUCAGAAGUGAAA